ACUUUACAAACUUUUCCUUUUUCUCGGAGCGCCGCUCAGGCGGGCACAUUCUAACGCCUCUACGCAAUGCGCGACAGAUGAGAAGAUCCGAUCAGAGCGGUAUCCUGCCGCGAUUCACCAAUUCGCCCGUUGCAAAGUAAAAUGCAGCGGUCCGCUUUCGUCUGCCGGUCCUGUCUUGCUCGAGCCGGCCUGCGUGUCCGCCUCUAUGCCCAGAACGAGAACGACCAUGGGAAUGGACAGCGCCUGCGACAGUCCAGUACCCUGACGCCGCCUCUCGCCCACGACAUUGGCAGAGGCAGACAGCUAGCGCUAGCAUCAGUUCCAGCGCCAGAACCAGCAUCGGCCUCGGCCUCGGCCUCGGCGCGCCAAACAACCCCCCAAACCGACCUCGCUAGUGCCAUACCUCGCCACGUUGACCGAGAAAACAAGGUCUUGGAAGUGCUGCAAGAUGGAGCAAGUCAAUGGAUAAACGGGCCAGGAGGCAGCCGGCACAUAGUAGACCCAGCCACGAGGUGGAAAACGCGACACCAACAUGCUCGAGAGAUUUUCGAACUAGAUCGGUCCUUGAUGUUCCAGAUGCUCGCUCGCAAGACAUGGUCCCGGACUCAGGCACAGGAUGCGGCACUGUUCCGAGAUUGGAGGGAUGGCUUCGAGGCUGCCUAUUGGCACCUCUACACUCGAGGCAACACAUCCUUGGGUAUGGAGCCGUGGAAGCCGCCCGAGUUUCCCACGAAGCUGGAACGCACGCCUGCUUUUGGAUUAUGGCGCCGGUGGGCCGACAGCAAAAAGAGCGUUUUAGAAAUGAGGGAAGAAUGGGAGGCUCGCCCCAGAAUCGUGUACAGGAGUGUAGAGUGGUGCAAUGUCGUGGCACUGACCCUCCGGUACACUCCUCACAUAGCCUGCGAGGUGUUCGAGGCCAUAUGGGCGGACUCCGCCGCGCCACAAUACGCGCUGAGGGAUGUCGUCACUUUUCUAUGUCAUAGUCUAGAGCUGCUACCCCCCGGCGCCCGGCCGGAACGCGCUGCGGCUGUUACUCGUCUGGCUGUCCAGAUGUUGUCUCAACGUUCCGCACGGCGCAUCAGGUUCAAAGAUGAAGCAAUCUCGUGCUUGAUAGGUCUCUUGGAUCAGCCCAAGACCGUGGCCGAGCUGUACUCGGCCCUCGAAAGCAACUACCACCCGCUUAAAUUCUUCACCAGGCUCCGGUUUGCCAACCGGCUGGCGCCGAUUGUGGCACACAAGCAAAUGGUUCUCGACAUGCUUGGGGACUUGGUCGCAGAUGCGAAAAAAAAAGGUGUAUCUUUUUUCGAGACCCACGUCGGCGGCGCCCUGGCCACGUCCCUCUUAUCGUUUGGCCGGGCAGACCCCAAUGACCCAGCCCAAGUGGUCCUCCGCGUAGGUGUGUACCAAGCCCUCAUCGAGGCCGGGCUGCGGCCGAAUCUCGCCAACUUCACGGCCAUCAUCAGGGGGUUUGGCAUCAACAAAGACUCGCGCACGGCGAUGAAGGUGUUCAAGUUGGCGUUAGAACAAGGCAUCGAGCCCGACAAGUUCCUGUACUCGACCAUGUUUCACGCCAUAAAACUCGGCGGGAACCCGUGGUUGAUGGCCAGGAUCAUUGGCAUGGUGUCCGAGGGUGGCAUCCGGGGGGGAUCGCUAAUCUUCUGGAACGAUGUGCUCCACGCCAUCUACUUGAGCGCGUGGCGCGAGGUCAAGUUCCUCCGGAGCCCUCGGCGCGAUGUCCGCAGCUUCGAGGUGAUGCUUUUCGCCUAUUCGAAGAUCUUCAAGAUGGAUAUGCUGAGAAAGCUCAUUCCGUCUUACCACCUGGAUAGAAUGCUCGAGUCCGUCACAGAGACCCUCAAAGGCACGCGGCCAGCUUCGCUCUGGUUCACAAAGGUGAGGCGGGUGGUCGACGAGUUGCCAUCCUCUACACCGCCCCGAAGCCUCUUUGAUCCCGACAACUACACACUCGCAGUCAUGGUCCUUAGCUUCGUCAAGGACAUAUCUCACACAUACACCAUCAUCACCUGGUACGCGCACUUUCGGGCGCUGCUCAAGAGCGGCGACCCCGUGGCACUCAUACUUGUCAAGGGCAGCGACGCCUUCCCCCAGACAAUUGUGUACGAUUCCGUCAUCAAGCGGGCGACCGAGAUAGACGGCCGGCUGCGGUUUGCGCUCGACGUCUUUGAUGAAAUGCUCCAGGAUUCGGCAGCGGGCGCCGCGGCAGGCCCCGGCGACAAGACGCCGCGGCACCCGGCGCCCAGCAUCUACACGUACAACAUCUUGCUCGACGCCUUCGCGCGGAGUCGAGAGUCGGCUAACAGCGAGGCCCUCCUAGACUUGAUGCGCAAGAACGGCAUCGAGCCCAACAUUGUCACGUGGAACAGCCUCAUAACCGGCCACGCCAUCAGGGGGAACAUUGUAGAGACAGUAAAGACCAUGCAGAACAUGGAGCUUGCCGGCUGCGUCCCCGACAGGCGCACGGGAAGCGCAUUUAGGUUCCUACAUGGCGUUGACCGGACAGCUGCGUACGAAAUGAUGGACACGAUGGUGGGAAAUGUGCCACCUGCCGCAGAGGCGGCACCAGAAGAGGCACUAGAAGCGGCACCGGAAGAGGCACCAGACCUGCAGCGACAGGUUUCGGGCCGAGAGGCGCAGCCCGUCCUGCCGAAGCAGAAAAGAGGCCCUCGGGCGCAUCGGUGGGCAAAGAACCAAUUCUCGAAGCUGGAGGAGCAAUUGUCGACCGAGGACCCGUCUUCGGACCCCUUCUCCCAGUUGUCUGCUACAGAAGCAGCACCAAGGGAAGCAGCAAAGCGUCUCCCGUCGGCGGGCAAGAAACCCGCUAUCGACACCUUCCCACUGGCCCCCUCUCGUUUUCCCCAGGCCACAGGAGACACUCCCAGGCAAUAGGCAUACAUGUAAUGAAAACUCGCCUCUCUGUCCAGGCACACGACCGCUCGAAAUGUGCAUCACUUCCGUGUAUAUACCCUGUUGUUGUUAUUAUUACUACAUAGUAUCGUCAUUCUCGUCGUCGUCGUCAUACCUGCAUCUGCAUGGUUUGGAGCAGGAGGUUGGCUACUUACCCAUUAUAGACGGAUUUAGACGGGCAAGAACCACUGUAUUUGUAUUUAAAAGAAGGGGGUGGGAUUUGAAGCGUAUAGAAUAAAUCCAUGGACCUAAAUAUAUAUAUAUAUAUAUAUAUGUAGAUACCCGCUUGCAAAGAGUCA
Messenger RNA from Lasiosphaeria miniovina, 3221 nucleotides. RefSeq lists its product as uncharacterized. The record is from RefSeq and is a predicted model, not a curated record. Lineage: Eukaryota; Fungi; Ascomycota; Sordariomycetes; Sordariales; Lasiosphaeriaceae. Gene Ontology annotation, molecular function: protein binding. The transcript has a single exon. The coding region runs from base 142 to 2904 and encodes 920 amino acids.